AGUACGAUACAAUCUGAAAGAAUACUGUGCAAAAGCAAACAUAAAAUUAAGAAAAAUUUAAGAAGUUUUGUUGAUUUAAGACUACAUUAUUGUGAACUAUAAUGGUUGGAAAAGGGAAGAUGUAUGUAAUAAAGCGCAAUGGGCAAAAGGAAGAUGUUCAUUUUGACAAAAUAACAUCCAGAAUUCAAAAAUUAUGUUACAAUCUAGACAUGGAUUAUGUGGACCCUUCCGCUAUUACUUUCCGUGUUAUCAAUGGUUUGUAUUCAGGAGUUACUACAAUCGAGUUGGAUAAUCUUGCAGCAGAAAUUGCAGCCACUAUGACUACUAAACAUCCAGAUUAUGCUAUAUUAGCUGCAAGGAUUGCAGUUUCAAAUCUUCAUAAGGAAACGAAGAAAAGUUUUAGUGAGGUAAUGCAUGAUUUGCACAAUGUAAAGGAACCAUAUACGAAUGGACCCAGGCCUGUUAUUAGUGAAAAAUAUUACAAUAUCAUAAAAAAUAAUGCAAGUAGAUUGAAUUCUGCAAUAAUUUAUGAGAGAGAUUUUAGCUACAAUUAUUUCGGCUUUAAAACACUCGAGAGAAGUUAUUUAUUAAAAAUACAUGGAAAAGUUGUUGAAAGACCACAGCACAUGUUAAUGAGAGUUGCAGUUGCUAUCCAUGGUGAAGAUACCGAUAGAGCUAUAGAAACUUAUAAUUUUUUAUCAGAACGAUAUUUUACACAUGCGUCGCCAACGCUUUUUUCUGCGUGCACUAUAAAACAGCAAAUGUCUAGUUGUUUUCUCUUAACAAUGAGUGAAGAUAGCAUUGAAGGAAUUUAUAAUACAUUAAAAAAUUGUGCACUUAUUAGUAAAUCAGCUGGUGGUAUUGGACUCAAUGUACAUUGUAUCAGAGCAAAGGGUACACCAAUAGCUGGUACACUUGGUGUAUCUAAUGGUUUGGUCCCAAUGAUCCGAGUGUUUAAUAACACAGCUCGAUAUGUCGAUCAAGGUGGAAAUAAAAGACCAGGAGCAUUUGCUAUAUACUUAGAACCAUGGCAUGCAGAUAUUUUUGAAUUUUUGGAUCUAAAAAAAAAUACUGGUAAAGAAGAGAAUAGAGCAAGAGAACUAUUUUAUGCAUUAUGGAUUCCUGAUCUUUUCAUGAAAAGAGUUUUAGAAAAUGGUGUUUGGACUUUAAUGUGUUCGCAUGAAUCUCCUGGCCUGCAUGAUGUGUGGGGCGAUGAAUUUGAAGCUCUUUACACACGGUACGAAAACGAGAAGCGAUAUAAACGACAAAUUCAAGCCAGAGAUCUAUGGACUGCCAUUCUUAUUUCACAAGUUGAAACAGGGACUCCUUAUAUGCUCUAUAAGGAUCAUUGUAAUCGUAAAUCAAAUCAUCAAAAUAUUGGAACAAUUAAGUGUAGUAAUUUAUGUACAGAAAUUGUACAAUAUUCCAGUCCAGAUGAAGUUGCUGUAUGUAAUUUGGCUUCAAUCGCCGUUAAUAUGUUUGUGGAUACUAUUAAUAAAACUUUUGAUUUCCAAAAACUUCGUAAAGUAACAAAAACUGUUGCAUAUAAUUUGGAUAAACUUAUCGACGUUAAUUACUAUCCAAUUCCGGAAUCACAAACAUCAAAUUUAAGACAUAGGCCUAUUGGUAUUGGAAUACAAGGACUAGCAGAUGCAUUUCUUUUAAUGCGGUUUCCAUUUGAAAGUGAAGAGGCACAACAACUUAAUGUUCAAAUAUUUGAAACAUUAUACUAUAGUGCAUUAGAGGCUAGUUGUGAAAUCGCUAUGGAAAAGGGUACAUAUGAAACUUACAAAGGCAGUCCAGUUAGUAAAGGAAUUUUACAAUACGAUAUGUGGGAUGUCACCCCAACUGAUUUGUGGGAUUGGAAAUCAUUGAAAGAAAAAAUUGCAAAACAUGGAGUCAGAAAUUCACUGCUAAUUGCUCCCAUGCCAACAGCUUCUACUGCACAAAUUUUAGGAAAUAAUGAAUCUAUAGAACCAUAUACAAGUAAUAUUUAUACAAGACGAGUAUUAUCUGGUGAAUUUCAAGUGGUGAAUCCUCACUUAUUACGAGAUUUAACUGAAAGAGAUCUAUGGGAUGAGGAUAUGAAAAAUGAAAUAAUAGCAAAUAAUGGCUCUAUUCAGGAAAUUGAACGUAUACCAGCAGAUUUGAAAAUACUUUAUAAAACUGUUUGGGAAAUAUCACAAAAAACGAUCUUAAAAAUGGCAGCAGAUCGUGGUGCGUUCAUUGAUCAAUCACAAUCAUUAAAUGUUCAUAUGGCUAAACCAACGACAGAAAAAUUAACUUCAAUGCAUUUUUAUGGAUGGCAAAUGGGUUUGAAGACCGGUAUGUAUUACUUGAGAACAAAACCGGCUGCGAAUGCUCUUCAAUUUACAGUUGAUAAAUUAAAAUUACGAAAUACUAAUACUGUUAUGGCUAAUCAGUCUCUGAAUUCCGAAAAUGGAAAUGUUGAAGAAUUGUCUACUCCACAGAAGAAUGGAUGGGUGAAAAAUAAAAGUAAUGGAGACAUCGAAGCUAUGACAUGUUCUCUUGAAAAUGGAGAUGCAUGCAUGGCCUGUGGAUCAUAA
Colletes gigas is the source of this 2567-nucleotide messenger RNA. RefSeq names its product ribonucleoside-diphosphate reductase large subunit (gene RnrL). The coding region runs from base 102 to 2567 and encodes 821 amino acids. The transcript has 11 exons. Gene Ontology annotation, molecular function: ribonucleoside-diphosphate reductase activity, thioredoxin disulfide as acceptor; ATP binding. Gene Ontology annotation, biological process: deoxyribonucleotide biosynthetic process; DNA replication. The record is from RefSeq and is a predicted model, not a curated record. Gene Ontology annotation, cellular component: ribonucleoside-diphosphate reductase complex. Lineage: Eukaryota; Metazoa; Arthropoda; Insecta; Hymenoptera; Colletidae.